Messenger RNA from Saprolegnia diclina VS20, 4376 nucleotides. RefSeq lists its product as hypothetical. The transcript has 7 exons. The record is from RefSeq and is a predicted model, not a curated record. Gene Ontology annotation, molecular function: protein binding; protein-membrane adaptor activity. Gene Ontology annotation, biological process: nucleus-vacuole junction assembly. Bases 29 to 4348 code for a protein of 1439 amino acids. Lineage: Eukaryota; Oomycota; Saprolegniomycetes; Saprolegniales; Saprolegniaceae.
UGGGAAGGUGUCUAUUUCUAUCUGCGUCAUGGAGCAUCGGCGGGAGGUCGCUUCCUCGGAGCUCGAGCGGAGCAACACGCGGGGCACCGAUCUCUCGACGCCCGACUCGCGUCACUCGGACGACGGACUCGGCGACGACCGGCGCGACUGGGUGCACGACCCGGUGCCGCACCUCGGGUUCACGUACAAGGGCGACACCUUUUACCAGCGCGGGCUCUACACGGAAGCGCUGUUGUACCUUUCGCGGCUGCCGCGCCGAAAUCUAAAGUCGCUCGCGCCGUCCAUCUCGGAGCCCUCGCUCUCGGCCCGUCGCCAGUCGACGCCGUCCAAGUCCAAGCGAAAAGUGGGCAUGGCCAAGCUCACGCCCGUGCGCCAUGCGGACGAGUCGAUCUUGCUCGCCGACGUGGGUGGCGGCGGUGGCCGCGAGCAAAAGCUCAACCGCAAGCGGCAGUGCGCGGCCGCGAUCGACGCCAUGGCCGCCAACCCCGUGCUGCACCCAAACCUCUUUCACGACAAUGUGAUCCCGAGCCUCCUCGCGCUGAGCCGGACAAAGGACCUCGCGACGUCCCGGGCGUGUGUCUCGGCCAUGUGCCACCUCAGCGCCAGUGCCAAAGGCCGUGAGCUCAUGCUCCAGAACGGGUGUCUCUCGCUGUUGCAGUCGAUUUUGUCGAUCUCGUCCGACGAGAUGCUCGUGUACAACGUCUUGGCGACCGCCGCCAACCUCAGCAUCGAAGACAGCUUCGAGUCCAUGUUUGUCAAGGAAAAGACGCUCGAGAGCAUCCUCGCCCAGCGCAAAACAGGCGAAAAGCUCGAGCGCCUCUGCUCGUUUACGCUUUUUAACUUGAGCUGCCCCACGUACACGUAUCCCCGCAUCACCGACGUCAUUCGCGCGUUGGUUGAGCACGGGCGCGUGUGCCGCGACCGACUCCUCCUCAGCCAAGCCCUCUACAACCUCUGCGUCACCAAGUCGAACCGCGUCAAAGUGAUUGCGUUCCCGGAUGUCUUUGAGAUCCUCAACCGGUUAGUCUUGUCCGCGACCGAUGCGGCUGUGCGCUCGACGGCGCUGAGCUGCGUGCACUGCCUCGCCGAGACUGAGAGCUGUCGAAAACCCCUCAUCGUCAACGGCACCGUGCGGGCCGCCGUGACCGUGCUCCGGUCGACAACCGACCCGGACGACCUCCAUUGCCUCUUUUCGAUCUUGGAUCUAUUAGCGCUCGAGAGCUUGGGCUGCGAAGAAAUGGCCAACGUUGGCGCGCUGAGCUCGCUCGCGCAGCUCUCGCAUCUCAUCUCGGACCCGUCGCUGCAGACAAGUGUAUACAAGACAAUCUCGCAGCUCGUGGCGCGCCAAGCCAACUUUGCGCACGUGGACGCGGCCUUUUUCGAGUUUCUGAUCGCGUACAGCCACACGCAAGCGCGGACCGAGAAGCACAUUUCGCACUACGUUCUCCACGCGCUCGGGUGCGUCGUCGGCUGGCACAGCAGCUUGGACGUCGGCGACUUUGUCGAGGCGCCCAUGUACUUUACCAAGCUCCUGUACCAUGUGCUGUACGCGCUCUUUGAAGAGCAGAGCGUCGAAGAGUACCUCCAAGCCGUGCUGUUGUACAACAUGAGCUUCAACUUUGACGCGCUCGACCUCGCGCACGAAGCCAUGCACCGGCUGCUGUACUUUGGCCUCCAAAGCCCCCGUGACGACGUCCACGCGCUCGCUUGCGGCACGCUCUUCAACCUCUGCGCCGAGCCGCGCUUGCACUCGCGCAUCUACGAGAGCGGUGUCCUCGAAGUGCUCGUGCGGCUCUUGCCCAAACCGAGCAGUACCUGCAUGUGUCUUGAGAUCCUCUGCGUCCUCUUUGACCGCCAGCAGUUGUCGCCCGAGGCGUACGUGGCGCUCAUCGACGCUACGUUUGGCGCGAUCGUCAAGCUCUGCGACCGCGGCGACGCUGCGGUCAACGCGGGUUGUGCAGCGUGCUUUGCGCGCUUUGGCUUGAUUGCACCGUGCCGCAUUCGUAUGGUGCAGAACGGGCUCAUUGCAGCGCUCUCGCUGCUCGCGAGCGAUGACAAUCCCGAGACGCUCCAGCUCUGCGUGAGCUCCUACUCGCAUCUGAGCUGCGACCCGAGCAUUUGCCGCGAGCUCAUCGAGAAGGGCAUUGUGCACUCGCUCUCGAGCUUGGCCGCGGCGCCCGAAGAGGAAGUGCGACGCGCUUGCGCGAUCGCGUUUUGCAAUCUCUCGACAAGCGAAGACAACAUUGUGACGCUUGUCAAGCACGGCGCGCUCAAAGCGCUGCUCGUCAUCUCGUGCGUCAAGUCGAACGACGCGAUCACACGCCGCAUGUGCAUGAAGGCGGUCAUGAACCUGAUGCGCUCCGAAGUCAACAUUCCCGUUAUGUGCCAAGAUGGGCUUCCGUGGGCGUUUACGAUUUUCGCCAUGUCGUCCGAGCCACAGGACUUUUCGCUCUUGGCCGACGCGUUCUGCGGUCUCUCGUACUACAAGGAGUCGCGCCGCGGGCUCGCCAAGGCGUCGACGCUGCAGUGCUUUCUCGGGAUUCUCCAGCGCAUUUACGAUCUCCCAUGUGGCAUCACGAUGCUGCAAGGCAUUUUAAACCUCCUCACCGACAUUGAUGUGGCGGGACCGCUGCUGCACGCGGGGCUCCUCAGCGCUCUCGACCACCUCACGAAGACGACGCGGGAAGACCAAAUGCAUCUCGUGGCGCAAAUCCUCACCGUCACGUUUCAAUGGUCCCACGACGUGCGCGUCAAGUUUCUCGAUGAUACUGUCUACCGCAUGCUCGACGUUCUUUUGCACGCCAACGACGUCAAAACCAAGCACUGCUGCGCCAUCUUGCUCCACAUUUGCUCGCUCGACGACGCAACCGUCCACGGGCUUCUCCUCAGCGACACGCUGCUGCCAACGAUGCUCGAUACGAUCCGAGAAGGUCCGUGCGUCGACGUCAUGCUGCUGCUCAUGCGGACGUUGUACAACAUUUCGUGCCGCGACGCGUUGCUCGUGCACAUGUGUCAGGGCGGCCUCGUGACGGCGAUCGCGUCGAUCGUCGCGUCGCAGGAAGAGGCGCCGAUCUCGAUCGCCAUGUGUGCCGCGAUCAUGCGCAACUUGAGCUGCGAAGCCGCGUGCCACGCGCAGCUCGUCAACGCCCACGCGACGUCGCUCUUGGUCGCGAUCUUCACGACGCGGAGUGUGACCAAAGUGGCGCGGGAAGACGCGGCGAUUGGCAUCUGCAACCUCCUCCUCGGCCGCGUCAACUCGUCCAUCAUGCUCGGGCAGGGCGCGCUGGCGCCGAUUCUAUGGCUCUCGAGCCACGCGGGCAUGGAGAGCAACGUGCUCUGUUCGGCUGUGCUACGCAAGCUCGCCAUGCCACCGGGCAACAUCCAGCAGCUCGUCGACGAAGGCGCGGUGCCGUGCAUUGCGUCGCUCUUGGCGACGACGACCAACUUGUACAUCAAGCGCAACUGCAUCGCCAGCUUUUGCCUCCUGGCGCGCAAGCUCAGCGUCAAGCCGCUACUCGCGACAAAUGGUGUCAUUUCGCUGACGCUGGACCUCCUCGACGACCUCAAGCGCGUGAGCGACCACAGUGGUAAGGCGCCAAUGGUGCUCAGCAUCGAACGCAUGAGUGUCGACUUGGUCACGACGCUGGCCGAAUUUGUCCGACCAGACGUACCGGGCGAGACACACGUGACGUCGACGCUCCUCACCUUGCUCGACGGCGACGAUGCGAGCGGCGGCUGCGAGUGGGAACAAGACCGGGACUUUUUGCUGCGCCACGAAGCCGGGCCGCUUCCGCUUGCGCGACCGUCGAACGCGCGCCAGCUCAAGACCGUCGACGUGCCGACGCUGCAGACAGGGUUGUACCCGGUGACGGCGCCGGGUUUCUCGGAGAGCUUUACGCUUGUCAACGCCGAGCGCGAGCGCAAAGCGAUCUCGCCGCGGAUUCCGACGCUGGCCGAUGCCUACAAGUCGGGCUCGGAGCAGCUCGACGAGUCAAUCGGGCACCUCAAGAAGCUGCUGCUCCCACCGACGACGACGACGGCGGCGGCGCGCUCAGCCGGCUGGAAAAAAGUUGCGUUGAUCGAGUUUGCUUCGCGGAAAAUGUUCUCGAAGCUCCGGUCGACGUUUGCGCCCAUGGCACCGCCGGUGCCGCUUGUUGUCGCGCACACCGAGUGGCUCGAGAGCGGUCGACCGAAGAGCGACGUGACGGUCGUCGCGUCAUCUUACGCCGUGUCGCAGCACACGAUUGCGGCGUCGCCGAUGCGGACUACGCCCGCGUCAGGUCGACGACGCGUUCUUUCGCCCGUGCACCAUGCCGCCUCUCCCGAGGGUAGUGAUGGCGUUCGUUAAGCUUCAAGGCAUUGGUCGAGUCCUGCGU